AUGUCUGACGACGGACGAAGCAUCGCCUCAAGUUUCAGCCGAUUGACGGAUGACUCCAGAAGCGUGACCCCCACCUCUACAUUUGAAGAAAGUUUAUCUGCACUUGCUCUCAGCGAGAAGGUAAAUUAAUUUAAUGAUGAAGUGAUUCGAGUUAAUUUCAAUCAUUGCAGGAACAUGAAGAGCAGGCAAUCUUGCGCGCAAUCGUGGGUCGAUGGAAUAUAACAUCGUCGGUGAACAUGGAGGAGUACCUCGAGGCUCGUCGGACUCAUCUGAAAGUGGACGACAUCGACGAUAUCGUCUUCGAGUUGGGACAGCCGUCCUUCGAUUUCGACGGAACCUAUUUGACGAGAUGUAUUUUCGUGGGAAGCAAGAAGUACUCGGACAUCAAGGCCCAACUCGGAGUGCCGAACUGUUCGAAUACCUAUACUCAAACUACUGUAAUCGAGGAGAACUGUAUGAUUACAAUCUACUUCAAUCAAGCCGACGGAGAGGAGUAUUCGAGGGAGAAGAGAUAUGUGAAGGACGGAAGACUCCACAUGAUCCAUACGAGAUUCGGAAUCACGUGCACUCGGAUCUAUGAGAAGACGACGGGCGCGUUGACCAAGGAUAAUGCGAAUAGCAAUCGGAUGGACGUUGAAGAGUUAAAGAAGGAGCGGGCGACGUGCUCAGUGCUAGACCAUCGCAACUUACAGAGGAAGAUAGACCACCUGGAAGUCGUCAAUAAAGAACUGAAUACAAAGGUCCGAGAGCUUCAACUGAUAGAAGAGCCAGAAAGGAUUGAAAAUGCGAUUGCUGGUUUCUGGCGGAUUGUCCAAGGAAACCGAGAUGACUUUGUCCGUAGUCAACGAGGUCGAUAUCCCCCAUACAUUGUGAUCUCGCCAUACGAAUAUAAGAAGUCCUGCAACACCUUGAGCCACGACUUCUUGUUCAAGUUGAACCUUAACAUGAAGACCCCGUUCGAUUAUUCGUUUUCUAAUUGCGUAACUUUUGUGUCGGACAACAAGAUCCUUACGGUGGACUUCUGCGAAUGGCAGCAAAACUUGAUAUUUCGAAUCGAGCGAUCGAUUGUCAACGGACACCUUUAUUUGGACGACUACAUCAACGGAAAUCUCGUGUAUCAACGUGUCUAUGAGCGUUGCGAUCCCGACGAAUAUUGA
Molecule: messenger RNA, 1157 nt
Organism: Caenorhabditis sp. 36 PRJEB53466
Lineage: Eukaryota; Metazoa; Nematoda; Chromadorea; Rhabditida; Rhabditidae
Source: the annotation of a GenBank genome assembly